This is a messenger RNA of Peronospora matthiolae, 798 nucleotides long. Lineage: Eukaryota; Oomycota; Peronosporomycetes; Peronosporales; Peronosporaceae. The record is from the annotation of a GenBank genome assembly.
AUGCGAUGCGCGAGCAAGGCCGCCGAGAGCGCGUCCGCACGUCUCUGUGCGGACGCCGAAGCAGAAACCGCAGCAACUGAUGUGUCAUUGCCGAAGCAGUAUGAGCUUGGUGUCUCAUACUCUCCUGAUACGGAAGACAGAUCCGUAUCAACGGCGAUCGAAUCCAAGCCGCCUGCCAAGCGUGGCAUGGAUGAUGCUAUGUGUCGUAGCAUCUUUGGUUCAUCUGACGAAUCAGAUGAACCACCGCCGAAGCGAAGGCGCUCGAGAUCGCAAGACUUGGGCGCUCACAGUGGUGUCGGUUCUCCUAUUGACAUCACUUCGCAGCGAGGUGCCAGUACUUCUGUCGGCACGUCGCAGGAAGAGCGGGACCGCAACGUGUUGCGUCUCGCUCCUGAAAAGAAGGCAUGGAUGCCUCCAAAAUCCGUCAUGGAUCACUUGUCGGCGACGACGAGUGAUCGCUAUCGAGCACGAUUGUUCGAUUCGUCAAGGAUCCAUCACCUUGACCCCAGCGCGAAAAACUAUCGCGCUGAGCAUGACUUCUUCAUCGAUGCUUUCUUCAAACAUCGAUGGUACAGUGGAAAUCACAAGCGUGAUGGUCCCUCACUGCUUCAAGCGUGGAACGCUUACAUCCAUAACCUUGAGAAUGUAGGUCGGGACGUUUGGAACGACAAACUUAUCAAAGCUCGUGAUAAGUUUGAAAAGCGAACCCCGACAGCUGCACGCUACAAGCUGCAUCGUCUGUCUAGGGAGAGUGGGUUACCCUGUCUCUCCUGGGGAGAACGUGCCCAUGUUGUGUGA